AACGGGCGGGGCAUUUUCGUCAUUCUACUUAACAAACUUCAACAGGACUCGACAAUCGUUUCAGAAAAACCCCGUGACACUACUCUGAGCAUUCCAAAACCCUAAUCAGAGCUGCAGAAAAAUUGAUAAUGUCAGCUUUGCUGCGAUCUUCGUCGCGUUUGUUCUCCACAAUCUCUAGGAGAAAUAGUGGACUUUCUUCAAAUUUCGCUUCAGAAUCGCCCAAGCCAACGAUGAUCUCUUCCGCGAUCCUCGGUGAUCAGCCUCCGCCAUCAGAGGAUCUGCCGCCUUUACGGGAACCAGAGGCUGUGAAAAGUUCCUGGAGCUUUCUUAAGUAUGGAAUCAUCGCCGCGCUCACCGGCACUGCUGCUACUGCAGGCUACGCUACCUAUGCAUACUCGUUGGAUGAAAUUGAUGAGAAUAGUAAGGCCCUUCGUGCAUCUACCAAUGUCACCAUUGGGGAUGAUGUAAAUUCUUCAGAUAAAUAUAAAGCUUAUCUACGUGCAGCUGCAAUGACAGGGCUUUCUAAGUUAGUUGAAGGGUACCUUGACUUGAGGAGGUUAACUGAAGAACACGUUAAGGGUUUCACCGAACCGAUAUCAGAUAAGCUUUUGCCAGAUUUGCAUCCUUUGGAGAAGCAUAUUUUUACCCUUGUUCUUGAUCUGAAUGAGACUUUGAUUUAUUCUGAAUGGAAGCGUGACAGGGGAUGGAGAACAUUCAAAAGACCAGGUGUAGAUGAAUUUUUGGAGCAUUUAGCCCAAUUUUAUGAAAUUGUUGUAUAUUCUGACCAACUAAUUACGUAUGUUGAUCCUGUUGCUGAAAGAUUAGAUCCAAAAAAUUGCAUCCGCUAUAGGCUCUCAAGGGUUGCAACGAGAUAUAUAGAUGGCAAACACUACAGGGACCUUUCUAUGUUAAACAGGGAUCCAGCAAAGGUUCUAUAUAUAAGCGGGCAUGCUCUAGAAACUAGCCUUCAGCCUGAAAAUUGUGUUCCUAUAAAAGAAUGGCAAGGGGAAGCAGAAGACACGGCUCUUUUGGAUCUUAUCCCGUUCCUGGAAUAUGUUGCCAGACACCAACCAGCUGAUAUUCGAACUGUUCUAGCCUCUUAUCAAGGUCGUGAUAUUUCAAAAGAGUUCAUUGAACGAUCAAAAGAGCUUCAAAGGAGGAUGCAAGAACAGAAGCAGCACGGACGUCCCUGGAGACUCAGAUAAAAGUGCCAACAUUCCUCAACUUCAUUUAUCUGAAGAAGCAUUUGGAAUGUUUAAUUGCAAAUCUUCUCUGAGGUUGCCUCAACACAGUUUCUCUUAACCCAAAUAUGCUCUGUUUUUGCCCCCCUAUUUACAAUUGCCAUGAAAGUAAUUUUUGGCAGAGUUAGCAAUUUCGUCCUUUACAACAUCUGUGUACUGUUAUAGGUGGAUAUAAAUUUUGCAACUCAACCAAAAAGCACAGAUGGUUCCUAUUUGAGGUGAAUAUGUACCCUUGGGUCCUGCUAUUGCAAGGUUUUUUUGGAAGAUUUGUCAUUCAUUCAUAUUCUUUUGCUGGAGACUCGGCGAUUCUAAUUGCUAACGCAUCGCCUCUUAGACAUGUCUGUGGAAGUGUGAUGUUUACUUUGAGUGAUAGUUUAGAUAGAUAAAAAAUUGUAUGGACUAAUCCACAACAUAUUUUGGUGGAUGCAUAAUUUUGAGCUUGUUUAUCGUAGUAUUUUUUUU
This is a messenger RNA of Salvia miltiorrhiza (redroot sage), 1703 nucleotides long. Its product is annotated as mitochondrial import inner membrane translocase subunit TIM50-like. The record is from RefSeq and is a predicted model, not a curated record. The transcript is spliced from 10 exons. Gene Ontology annotation, molecular function: phosphoprotein phosphatase activity. Bases 129 to 1205 code for a protein of 358 amino acids. Lineage: Eukaryota; Viridiplantae; Streptophyta; Magnoliopsida; Lamiales; Lamiaceae.